Molecule: messenger RNA, 1704 nt
Organism: Peromyscus eremicus (cactus mouse)
Lineage: Eukaryota; Metazoa; Chordata; Mammalia; Rodentia; Cricetidae
Gene: Gp5
Product: glycoprotein V platelet
Exons: 1
Coding region: 1-1704 (567 amino acids)
Cellular component (GO): extracellular matrix
Molecular function (GO): protein binding
Source: RefSeq, a predicted model, not a curated record
AUGCUGAGGAGCGCCCUGGUGUGCGCUGUGCUCGCACUCGUGCUCGCCCAGCCCUUCCCCUGCCCUAAAACCUGCAAGUGUGUGGUCCGCGAUGCGGCGCAGUGCUCGGGCGGCAGCGUGGCUCGCAUCGCCGAGCUGGGUCUGCCCACGAACCUCACGCACAUGCUGUUCUUCCGAAUGGACCAGGGCGUGUUGCGGAACCACAGCUUCAGUGGUAUGACAGUCCUGCAGCGCCUGAUGCUUUCAGAUAGCCACAUUUCCGCCAUCGACCCCGGCACCUUCAAUGACCUGAUAAAACUAAAAACCCUCAGGUUGACGCGCAACAAAAUCUCUCAUCUCCCAAGCCCGCUCCUGGAUAAGAUGGUGCUCUUGGAACAGUUGUUCUUGGACCACAAUGCACUAAGGGACCUUGACCAAAACCUGUUUCAGAAACUGAUCAACCUGCAGGAGCUCCGUUUGAACCAAAAUCAGCUCGCUUUUCUUCCUGCCAACCUUUUCACGAGCCUGGGGAAGCUGAAGGUGUUGGAUUUAUCGGGAAACAACCUGACCCACCUGCCCAUGGGAUUGCUUGCGGCGCAGGUUAAGCUUGAGCAACUGCUACUCUACUCAAACCAGCUCGCAUCUGUGGGUUCGGGGCUGCUGGGCAACCUCGGCGCCCUGAUGGAGCUGCGGCUGGACCGGAAUCACCUCCGCUCGGUCGCACCCGGUGCCUUCGACGGCCUCGGAAACCUGAGCUCCUUGACUCUGUCCAGAAACCGCCUGGAGUCUCUGCCGCCCGAGCUCUUCCUUCGUGCGAGCAGCGUGACUCGGCUGACCCUGUUCGAGAACCCUCUGGAGGAGCUCCCGGAGGUGCUGUUCGGGGAGAUGGCCGGCCUGCGGGAGCUGUGGCUGAACGGCACCCGGCUGCGCACGCUGCCCGCCGCCUGCUUCCGCAACCUGAGCGGCCUGCAGACGCUGGGAGUGACCGGGAACCCGCGCCUGAGCGCGCUCCCGCGCGGCGCGUUCCAGGGCCUGCGGGAGCUGCGCGUGCUCGCGCUGCACGCCAACGCCCUGGCCGAGCUCCCGGAGGAUGCGCUGCGCGGCCUCGGCCGCCUGCGCCAGGUGUCGCUGCGCCACAACCGGCUGCGGGCCCUGCCCCGCGCGCUCUUCCUCAACCUCAGCAGCCUCGAGACCGUGCAGCUGGAGCACAACCAGCUGGAGACGCUCCCUGGAGACGUGUUCGCGACCCUGCCCCAGCUGACCUACGUCCUGCUGGGCCACAACCCCUGGCUCUGCGACUGUGGCCUGUGGCCCUUCCUCCAGUGGCUGCGGCAUCAUCAGGACCUCCUGAGCCACGACGAGCCCCCGCUGUGCCGUGGCCCGGAGCCACGCGCGGGCCUGUCGUUCUGGGACCUGCUGCAGGGUGACCCGUGGUGCCCGCACCCUCGAGGCCUGCCUCUCAACCCUGCAGCCGACAACGCUCUGGAAGUCCCGGUCCCAUCCCAGCUACCUAACAGCUCACAGUCCCGCGCGUGGGUCCAGCUGGUGGCCAGGGGUGAAGGUCCCGAUCUUCGCCUCUACUGGGGUCUUUAUAUUCUGCUUUUAGUAGCUCAGGCCGUCAUAGCCGGGAUCAUCGUGUUUGCCAUGAUUAAAAUCGGCCAGCUGUUUCGAACAUUAAUCAGAGAGAAGCUCUUGUUUAAGGCAAUGGAAAAAUCGUGUGACUAA